Hypanus sabinus (Atlantic stingray) is the source of this 1750-nucleotide messenger RNA. RefSeq lists its product as uncharacterized. NCBI's taxonomy places the organism in Eukaryota, Metazoa, Chordata, Chondrichthyes, Myliobatiformes, Dasyatidae. The transcript has 8 exons. The record is from RefSeq and is a predicted model, not a curated record. The coding region runs from base 167 to 1750 and encodes 527 amino acids.
ACAUGUUUUACCUCUUCGUGUAAAUUUUCGCUCCUCCUCCGCGUCAAUCACAAAGCAGGAAAUUUGAACUGGACCGAGGGAACCAGGAGCUUGUUAACAGUUUAAUCGUUGUCUGUUCACCUGGAAUCGUUCUGCCCGUGUUCAGCUUUACUGUUUACCAAUCGCUAUGAGUUCACUCCACAUCACUCUCCUCCACUUCCCGCUGGGGAGCUCCGUGAGCCGGUGUGCAGACCCUCCUCUGCUCUCUGUCCGCCAGCGAACGGGGUCAGUAUCCCGGAGCAGGUCCGGCACCGAUCGGUCGGGAAGAGGCGUGGAUCGGAUGAGCGUCGGGCACAAGAAUCGUCAACCCCCGCUUGAGAAGUUUAUGUCGCUUCUCAGCCUCCGGAUAUUUUCACUCGUUCGCCUUUUCUCGCUUCUGCUCCAGCUUGGUGUGGUCGGUGCCGAAGCUGAAAGGGAAGAAGUGGUUGGUGUGCUUGGUUCAUCAGUUUUACUGGAUCCUGAAAUCACCGUUGAUUCCAGCAAGAAUGAUAUCCUUUGGACUUUCAAAGCCAGCAACAAAAGCCAUGAUGUUAUUUUGGAUCACGUCCCAGGUAUUGCCACAUUGGAACAGAGUGAACAGUUCAAGGACCGUUUACAAUUCAACGCUUUGAGUGGUGCACUGACGAUAAGCAGAUUAAAUGCCAGUGACCAAGGAGAUUACAUCUUCACUGUUGAUGAGAAAGAGUUGAAAAUAAUGGAGUUGCUUGUCAUUGAUAAAGUUAAAGAAGAGGUUGGACUCUUUGGCUCAUCAGUUUUCCUGGAUCCUGAGCUCAAAGUUGAUCCCAGCAAGAGUGAAAUAGUUUGGAUGUUCAUCGACAGGAGCAUUUUGCGUCAUGUCCCAGGUCACAGCUCAGUGGAACUGAGUGAGCAGUUCAAGUUUCGUCUGCAAUUUAAUACUUCUAAUGGUGCUCUGACUGUGAAUGAAGCAGAACAUGGCGACCAAGGAGAUUACACCUUCAUUGUGGAUGGACAAGAGCUGAGAAUAAUACAACUACGCCUUGUUGAUAAGCUGCCAGAAGCUUCCAUAUUUACCAACACCGAAUCACUGGGUUUCACGGUCGAGCUCACCUGUGAUGUCUUUGGAGAUUUGAAUGUUUAUCAGUGGCAAAAGAAUGGAGGGGAAAUCUCCCAGCAUCACCAACUAACAGAUGAAAACAGAACACUUGUUAUCCCAAGUGCUUCAUUUGAAGACUGUGGAGUGUACACCUGCAUCACAACCAAUCCUGUCAGCUCCAUCCAGACAAACUACACCUUAAUGUUGCAAGGGCUUUCCCUCAAGGAUGUUAUACUGAUUGCUGUAUUGGCCGCAGGACAGGUGAUUUCUGGACCAUCUCUUCAUUCAGCCGUGUUACUGGACCAGUGGGGGUGGAAAACCCUCGGAGGAUGUCCGGGAUAUUUUCUAAUCCUGUGGAUCUGUAAUACUUUGUCACUUAUCGCCAUGUACAUUGUGUUCGUGUAUUGGUCUGUGGUUGGAGGCCUUUCACCGUUGGACUCUGUUGUGAUUUGUGUGUUGAUCGUAGGAUUGCAGCUUUCUUCAUAUUAUAUCAAUGCACUUCUGUAUGUGACCAAGAUCAGGGAAUUUAAAGAGUGUGGUACCACCUGCAUCAAGCAGGCUUCAUUCAUGUUGGUGUUCAGGAAGAGCGUGGUGACCUGCUUCAAUGACUAUCGCCCAGUUACACUGAGGUACAUCGACAGUGAUGACGUGUUUUGA